Elgaria multicarinata webbii is the source of this 1446-nucleotide messenger RNA. It is a transcript of the gene DUSP6, whose product is annotated as dual specificity phosphatase 6. Gene Ontology annotation, biological process: negative regulation of ERK1 and ERK2 cascade; regulation of heart growth; positive regulation of apoptotic process. The transcript is spliced from 3 exons. Bases 56 to 1219 code for a protein of 387 amino acids. NCBI's taxonomy places the organism in Eukaryota, Metazoa, Chordata, Lepidosauria, Squamata, Anguidae. The record is from RefSeq and is a predicted model, not a curated record. Gene Ontology annotation, molecular function: MAP kinase tyrosine phosphatase activity; protein tyrosine/threonine phosphatase activity; MAP kinase tyrosine/serine/threonine phosphatase activity. Gene Ontology annotation, cellular component: cytoplasm; cytosol.
AGGGGCGGUUUCCCGAAGCCCCCCACCCGCAGCCGGCCUCCCUCCGCCUUCCCUCAUGCUCGAUACGCUCCGGCCCCCCGCGCCUCCUUUCGUGUCGGACAUGGCCGGCGGGAUCUGCAAGACGGUGGCGUGGCUCCACGAGCAGCUGGAGCUGGGCAGCGAGCGCCUGCUGCUGAUGGACUGCCGCCCGCAGGAGCUGUACGAGUCGUCGCACAUCGAGUCGGCCAUCAACGUGGCCCUGCCGGGCAUCAUGUUGCGCCGGCUGCAGAAGGGCAACCUGCCCCUGCGCGCCCUCUUCGCCAGCGGCGGCGAGGAGGAGCGCGAGAAGUUCGCCCGCCGCUGCGGCACCGACACCGUCGUCCUCUACGACGAGAGUAGCGGCGACUGGAACGAGAACACGGCCGGCGACUCGGUCCUGGGGCUGCUUCUGAAGCGCCUGAAAGACGACGGCUGCAAGGCCUUUUUCCUGGAAGGUGGUUUCAGCAAGUUUCAAGCAGAGUAUGCCCUUCAUUGUGAAACUAACCUAGACAGCUCAUGUAGCAGCAGUUCUCCUCCUUUGCCAGUCCUGGGGUUAGGUGGCCUCCGAAUCAGCUCCGACUCCUCUUCAGACAUUGAGUCCGACAUUGACAGAGAUCCUAACAGUGCCACUGACUCCGACGGCAGCCCCUUGUCCAACAACCAACCUUCCUUCCCAGUGGAGAUCUUACCUUACCUCUACCUGGGCUGUGCCAAGGACUCCACUAACUUGGACGUUCUAGAAGAGUUUGGCAUUAAAUACAUCUUGAACGUCACCCCCAACCUGCCUAACCUCUUUGAGAAUGCUGGCGAGUUUAAAUACAAGCAGAUCCCCAUCUCUGACCACUGGAGCCAAAACUUGUCUCAGUUCUUUCCUGAGGCCAUCUCUUUUAUAGAUGAAGCUCGUGGGAAAAAUUGUGGGGUGCUUGUGCAUUGCCUGGCAGGGAUCAGCCGCUCGGUCACCGUGACGGUCGCAUACCUGAUGCAGAAGCUCAACCUGUCCAUGAACGAUGCCUACGACAUCGUCAAGAUGAAGAAGUCCAACAUCUCCCCCAACUUCAACUUCAUGGGACAGCUGUUGGACUUUGAGAGGACUCUGGGGCUGAACAGCCCCUGUGACAACCGCGUGCCCAGCCAGCAGCUGUAUUUCACCACCCCUUCCAACCAAAACGUCUUCCAGGUGGACUCUCUGCAGUCCACGUGAGGGUCGGUCCAGUUCCCAGUUCUUCCAAGCUUGGGUCGUGAGAUCAUUCCUCUACGCUCCUCUUUGACAGCAGCAAAGAAGCACAGCUCUCUUUUGUGGCCACUGCUUAUUGGGCAGUGGCCGCCCAUGUGCUUAACGAAAUAAAAGGUUACAAAGUUUGGAAUCGGCUAUUGCAAAGGGAGGGAACUUGCCGAGUUCCCCAGGAAAACAUUGAUGAUGAUGAUGAU